AUGGCUGGGACACAAACAAUCGAUACAAAUCAUGAAGACAUGAUUCAUGAUGCCCAAUUGGACUAUUAUGGCACCACGUUGGCCACUGCAUCUUCGGAUGAGUCCAUUAAAAUCUUCGAUGUGCGUAACAAAAAGCAAGUAUUGUUGGCCACCCUGCAUGAACACAAGGGUCCUGUAUGGAGUCUGAGCUGGUCCCAUCCGAUGUACGGCAAUCUUUUGGCCUCGUGUGGCUACGAUCGACGGGUGAUUAUUUGGCGCGAACUCGGCGGUCGAUGGGAUAAAGUGUACGAGUAUACAGACCAUACUAGCUCAGGAGGCUUGGAGGGAGCUUAA
Messenger RNA from Echinostoma caproni, 333 nucleotides. Lineage: Eukaryota; Metazoa; Platyhelminthes; Trematoda; Plagiorchiida; Echinostomatidae. The record is from the annotation of a GenBank genome assembly.